AUGAUUCCUCUAAAAUCAUUUUUAUUGUUUCUAUUAUUGCUAAUAAUUUGUACAACAUUUUUUACUAAUAAUAUAGCUCAAGCUCAAAAUGCAGGCACUAUAACAAUAAAGGAUAAAUAUAUCAAAAAAUGGAGGCAUUCUAAAACAGGGAUAGUAGGGACUAAUUUAGGAGCUAAUUCAGGAGCUAAUUCGGGAGCUAAUUCAGGAGUAACUCUGACCAAAAAUUCAACAGCAAAUUUAAAAACAAAUUUUGGAGUUAAUAAAGCUAAUGCACCAAAUAAUUUAAAAAAUAAUAAAUUAGCUAAUCCAUCUGUUAAUUCAAACAUAAAUUUGAAGAAUAAAACAACUACUAAUACAUAUUCAACUACAAAUUUGGGAAGAUUGGGUAAUUCAGGAAUUCAGCAAACGCAGAAAACUACUGCUAAACCUAUUCUAAGUUACUCGACAAUUUCAACAACCCUUCCCUCAAUAAGUAAUCCUCCUCCUGUGCCAAGUCAACCACCCCAAAACACAGAAAAUUAUGCAAAUGAAGCAAUAACAACUACUCAAGUGUUGACGAAUAAUGCUGGAGUAGCCGCGCAAACAUCGAAUCCAUCUACUAAAAUUGCAGAAAUCUCAACCGGAGGACCCUCAACUUUGUAUCCCCCUAUCUCAUCCUCAAUAGAAUAUUCUCCAUCUACCCCUAUCCCAUAUAUUAACUCGAAUCCGGCCAACUAUAACCAACAAAAUUCGAAUAUUAACUCGAAUUCUGCACCUAACUAUAACCAACCACAGUAUGCCUUACCUCCAGCAAUUUCCCCAUAUGAAGUAAAACCAGCACAAGAUUCUAAUGCAGUACCUGCAGUACCUAGUGGUGAUGCUUAUGAAGCUUCUGUUUUGGAACAAACAGUUGGGGUAAUUGUUACGACCCCUAUUAUUAUUCCAACAACAGAAACACUAACUACUACAAUAAGAACAACAACUAGAGUGCCGCCAUGUGGGCCAGAUGUACUCUUUGUUUUGGAUUCAACUGGUUCGGUUCGUAAUGUCUAUGAGGCGCAACGCGGAUAUAUCUUGGACGUGGUUCAACAAAUGGAUAUUGCAUCCGAUGGACAACAUGUUGGCCUAAUCAUCUACAGCAGCAAACUUAGACAACGCAUUGUGGUAAAUUUGGAUGAAUCUCUGACUAGAGAACAGUUUCUUAAAAUUGUUCAUGAAUUGCCAUAUCAUGGGGGAAUUACAGCAACAGGCGCUGCUCUCACUUUAACUAUAAAAGCCUUAGAAAAGCGACGGCCUAGCAAAAGAACACUUGUUAUUUUGUUUACUGAUGGGUUUACUUAUGACGAUUGGGAAGAACAAAGCCGAACACUAUUAUCUAAGGGUGUUGAAGUUAUUGUGGCGGGGGAUGCCCAAAGCUAUUUGCGACCAGUGCUGGACAAAAUAGCUGGCGAUCCAUCAAAAGUUCUGCUUGGUCAAGAGAACAAACCUAAAGUUUUGGAUUAUCUUCGAUGUAGAUGAUAACUCUUGAAGUAAAUACUGUUGAUGCCAACUAUAUUUAGAACACGAAUCGUGCCACUAUAUCUACUUGCUGUGUCAUUAUAUCCCAAGAUCAUUAUAGGCCCAAGAUCAUUAGAGAUAUAUCCCAAGAUCAUUAUAUAUAUGUAAAUACUAUAUUUUUUCAUUCUUUUGUAUUUUGUAUGAUAAAAACUUAAACUUA
This is a messenger RNA of Meloidogyne enterolobii, 1696 nucleotides long. The record is from the annotation of a GenBank genome assembly. Lineage: Eukaryota; Metazoa; Nematoda; Chromadorea; Rhabditida; Meloidogynidae.